Entelurus aequoreus (snake pipefish) is the source of this 553-nucleotide messenger RNA. RefSeq names its product cytochrome b-c1 complex subunit 7-like. Gene Ontology annotation, biological process: mitochondrial electron transport, ubiquinol to cytochrome c. The transcript has 4 exons. Lineage: Eukaryota; Metazoa; Chordata; Actinopteri; Syngnathiformes; Syngnathidae. The coding region runs from base 159 to 491 and encodes 110 amino acids. The record is from RefSeq and is a predicted model, not a curated record.
GAAUAAACACGUUGCUCGUAUAAAUACAAGUAAUACCACGACAGUUUAUAUAUUUGCUUCAAUAUAAGUUUAUUAGCGUCAUUAAAAAAUAAAUAAAAAUCGUCACUUCCGGGAUCGUUGUUUCCCAUAAUGCACCGCGCCCGUCCUCACAUCCAAACAUGGCGUCGAGAGCUCCAGUGACCGCAGGAAGGCUGAUGAGCGGUGUGAGAAAAUGGUAUUACAACAUGGCUGGCUUCAACCAACUGGGUCUGAUGCGAGACGACACGAGGCACGAGGACGCCGACGUGAAGGAGGCCUUGCGGCGGCUGCCAGAGAAUGUCUCCAACGACCGCAUCUUCCGCAUCAAGAGGGCCCUGGAUCUGUCCAUGAAGCACCAGAUCCUGCCCAAGGACCAGUGGACACAGUAUGAGCAGGACGAGCACUACCUGACGCCAUACCUGGACGAGGUGAUCCGCGAGAGGAAAGAAAGAGAGGAGUGGAUGAAGAAAUGAAAGAGUGGUGUGAGCAUGACUGGUAUUUAAGAGAAACCCUCACUAAAAUGUACAUUUGGAAA